Molecule: messenger RNA, 5675 nt
Organism: Cheilinus undulatus (humphead wrasse)
Lineage: Eukaryota; Metazoa; Chordata; Actinopteri; Labriformes; Labridae
Gene: fer1l6
Product: fer-1 like family member 6
Exons: 46
Coding region: 1-5661 (1886 amino acids)
Biological process (GO): plasma membrane organization
Cellular component (GO): membrane
Source: RefSeq, a predicted model, not a curated record
AUGGAUCAUUCUGACAAUUCUUCAGACGAGGGCAGAAAGGCCAAGCAUUUGUUUGGUCUCAAGGUGAAGAAGAAAAAGAAAGCAAAGAAAGACCUGGUCCUGGCAAACAAGGGAGCUGUGGACAGUGAGACAGAGGCAAUCUGUGAAGAAUCUUCUCUGCUGGAGGGAGAAAACCUCGAGGAACUACCAGGACCCUCUGCAAUCAGAACCAGAAUCCUACCAAACACUCGAAGGGCCAAGCUGAAAACUCGGAUCCAGGACAGUGAUGGGAAACCCCAGAGCUUUCAGAUCGCUAUCAACAUCACGGAGGCAAGGCAGCUGGUGGGAGAAAACAUCGACCCCAGUGUGGUUGUGGAGAUCGGUGAUGAAAAGAAACAGACUUCAGUCAAAGAAGGAACAAAUGCUCCUUUUUACAAUGAGUAUUUCGUGUUUGACUUCUUUGCUCACAAAGAAGUGUUUUUCGACAAAGUCAUCAAGCUGACGGUGAUUCACUCAAAAAUACUGAAGAGUUUCUGCAUCGGGUCGUUUAAGCUGGACGUGUGGACGGUCUACAAGCAGCCAGGUCACCAGUUCAUCAAUAAGUGGGCAAUGCUGACCAAUCCAGGAGACAUCAGCACUGGGGUUAAAGGUUAUGUGAAGUGUGACAUCAGUGUCUCAGCAAAAGGAGACGCCAUGCAGCCCGGACAGAAAGCUAGUGAUGCUGAGGAGCAGAUAGACAAAAACCUACUGAUACCAGAAGGUUUCCCCUCAGAGCGACCGUGGGCCCGUUUUUAUGUGAAGGUGUACAGAGCUGAAGGACUCCCAAGGAAUAACUCCAGUAUCAUGGCCAACGUCACCAAGGCUUUCAUCGGGGAUAACACAGCGCUCAUCGACCCGUACGUGGUGGUCAGCUUCUUCAAACGAGUGGGCCGUACUACUACCCAGAAGUCCACAGCAGACCCAAUCUGGAACGAGCAGAUAGUCUUCAUAGAGAUGUUUCCUCCACUGUGUCAGAGAAUGAAGAUCCAGGUCUGGGAUGAAGGGAGCAUGAGUGAUGUUGCAAUAGGGACCCAUUACUUUGACUUGAGACGUAUCUCCAAUGAACAAGAUGGAGACAGAGGGUUUUUACCAACUUUUGGUCCAGCUUGGAUCAAUCUGUAUGGCUCAGCCAGGAACUUUUCACUGGGCGAUGAUACAGUAGAGCUAAACGAGGGCAUUGGAGAGGGUGUGUCCUACAGGGGUCGCAUCUACCUGGAGCUGGCUGUAGAGAUCCUCUCAGGAGGAACAGGUUCAGAGUCUAAACUCAGCAAAAUGGUCAAAGCUGUGAAGGAUCCUAAAACAGCAGGAAAAGCUGGAGGGAAGGAUGCAAAGACGGCUGCAGGAGGAGGAGCUGGAGGAGCAGCAGGAGGAGCUGCUGAUGACGACAAAGGAAAGACGGCAGAGGUUAUGCCUGUAGAAGCUCCUUCUAUGCUGAAUGCAGAUGACAAGGAGAGGUUUAUUCUGUUUGGGGCCGUGUUUGAAGCCACCUUGAUCGACAGGAAGAUCGGAGACAAGCCAAUCAGCUUUGAGUUCUCCAUGGGUAACUUUGGUAACAUCUUGGAGUCUGCAGGGGCUCCCACCCCGAGUCCGUCUGUGAAGAGGAAAAGCCCCAAACCUCCUCGAAAGCUAGACAUCCCAGAUAGCGUAGGUGAUAUGUUUGGCUCCUCCCCAACCUCCCCGUCCACUCCCCUCCUACCCAGAGAGACCAGAGAAGACCCUCCAUUGACCUCCAAGUCGACCACGCCUCCAGAGAAGCCACUCCUUGCUGACGGAAACAAGUACUACAUGUAUUUAUCCCUGGAAAAGGAGAAGCCAUGUAUUAACGUUCUUGGUGACUGGGAGAACAGAACUUACCGACUGUACUACUCCAACAUGCUGGAGAACAUCGCUGCCCUCUUUGAACAGGGUGUGACCAGUGCAGCUGAGCUGCAAAAAAAAUCAGAUCCAGGGGCGGUGCCAAUGCUCAAAACUGCUCUCAAAGACUUCUGCUUGGACGCCAGGAGUUUCAUCACAGCAGCAGAAGCCAAGUUAAAGGCAGAACUGAAGUCAAAUUAUCUGACGCAGUUGGACAAGAAACGCCUCACGAUGUGUACACAGGAGCUGGAGGGUAUGAUAGAAGAUGCUGAGAACCUUGGAGAGAGGAAGAGAAAAGUCCGUGGAGGGAAAGAAAUGCUGCAGGAUGCAACAAAACUGGUGCAAAAACUUCGCUUCCUCGUGACAGAGCCUCAGCACACAGUUCCAGACCUCUUUGUAUGGUUACUGAGCAACAACAAGCGUAUUGCGUACGCUCGGGUUCGAGCCAGAGACCUGCUGUACUCCAGUGAGCAGGAGGCCCGGGGAAUCCACUGCGGGAAGAUAAUAACACUGUUUUUAAAGCCUCCAGGGAAGCGUGUUUCAGGUUUCACGGUCCAGGCAAAGCUGGAUGUUUAUCUGUGGUUUGGAUCCUGUGAAGACUCUGUCCACAUGCUGGAUGAUCUACCUGCAGGGUUAAGUCCAAACAAAGGGGGCACUGAUGCCUGCAACCCUCCGGCAAGCCUGAUCUGUGAAGAGCAGCAUCAGUUUCACCUGAGGUGUCACAUGUAUCAGGCUCGGGGUCUGAUAGCUGCUGAUAACAGCGGCCUGUCUGAUCCUUUCGCCAGAGUCACCUUUUUGUCCCACUGCCAAACCACCAAUGUGAUCAGUCAAACUCUCAGUCCAACAUGGAACCAGUGUCUGCCAAUGAGCAGCCUGACUCUGGGUGGAGAUCUGCAGUACAUCCAGGAAGAGCCACCACGUAUUCUUAUCGAGGUGUACGACGAUGAUGCACUGGGUAAAGCUGAGUAUCUAGGAGCCACAGUAGCGGUCCCUGAGGUUCGUCUAAGCUCUGAGCCCUACACCCCUCCAACCCUCCAGUACAGCCCACUGCACUGUGGCAGUCAGUCAGGAGGAGACCUGCUAGCUGCUUUUGAACUGCUGCAGAUCCCAGAGUCUGGAGAGAAGAGUUUUCCAGCGCUGGAGGAAAAGGAAGGAGGAAUCUACACUGUUCCUGCAAACAUAAGACCUGUUCUCAGCACAUACAGGCUUGAGGUCUUGUUCUGGGGUCUGAGGGAGUUGAAGAAGGUUCAGCUCCUGACUGUUGAUCGUCCUCAGGUCUUCAUUGAGUGUGCAGGGAAAACUUUGCGCUCUUCUGUCAUUCAGAAGUACAAGUCCAAUCCAAACUUCCCCACGCUGGUUGAUGCCAUUGAGCUGGAGUUACCAGAGAACGAACUCCUCCAUCCUCCUCUCAGUAUCACUGUCGUUGAUUGGCGAGCCUUUGGUCGCAGCACGUUGGUUGGAAACCACAUAAUCAACAACCUUAAGUUGUUCAAAUAUGUCCCACCUCCACCCAUGCCUGCUCCUGUACAUGUACCCAAACGCAGGGUGUCAUACACGCCUGAACUCGACUUGCCACCAGAGCAGCCAAGCACAUCAGGACCAUCCGAGAUCUCUGUAGGAACUAGUUCAACCAUGCCGCUGACGAGUCAAGAUGUUCUGAUCACUGUGGAGGAUGAACCUCCGCCUAAAGCCCCGCUCACGCCUAAAAAGAAAGAAGCCAAGAAAAAGGUGAAAGCCCAGGAGAGCAAGGCAAAAAGCGGCCGUCGAUCCACCAAGAGGAAGAAGCGGACGGUCGCUGACGAAUCAGCAGAGAGCGUCAUCGACUGGUGGUCCAAGUAUUACGCAUCUGUAGAGAAGGAGACCAAACAGAAGGACGGAUCUCCGUUCCCCCAGGUGUUUGAAAAAGCGUCAGCGUACAGUGGCUUGCUCUGCGCUGGAAUAGACUCACUGGUCAGCCAGUCAGAGACUGACAAGAAGAAGAAGCAACAGAAAGGAGGAAAAUCUGCCUUGGAUGCAAAACUUGGAGUUCCUGCUAAACUUGCCACACUUAAGUUGUUUAAUAAGGAGCUGGAGGCUGAGUUGGGACCUUUUGAUGAUUGGGUGAAAACAUACGAGCUGUUCCGAGGGAAAUCCAACGAGGAGGAGGGAACAUCUGAUGAAAGAUUUGUCGGGAAAUUUAAGGGGAGAUUCUGUUUGUACAAACUGAAUGAAAGUGACGAUGAGGACUGGGAUGAAGCCGCUGACUCUGGACAUUUAAAAGUUAACAGAGGAAUCCCUCCAAACAACCAGGUCCAAGUCCUCAUACGGGUCUACAUCGUCUCUGCCUCUAACCUGCACCCAGCUGAUCCUGAUGGUAAAGCGGACCCUUACGUUGUUCUUCGUCUGGGCAAGCAUGAAAUCAAGGAUAGAGACAACUACAUCCCCAAACAGCUCAAUCCUGUGUUUGGCAGAUCUUUUGAGAUUCAGGCUUCAUUUCCUAAAGAGUCUCUGCUGUCAGUGCUGAUCUAUGACUACGACUUGGUAGGAGGGGACGACCUGAUAGGAGAGACUCGCAUUGAUCUGGAGAACCGCUUCUACAGCCGCCACAGAGCCACCUGUGGACUCCCCACUGAGUACAGCCUUGAAGGUUAUAACGCCUGGAGGGACUGUUUGAAGCCGUCAGAGCUGCUAGCUAAGCUGUGUAAAGAGAACUGCGUGGACGGUCCUCAUUUCAGACCAGGACGAAUCAUUGUGGCUGAUAAAGUUUUCACUGGGAAGACGCUCUUCAUGGAUGAAGACCAGCCGGUGGAGAAUUAUGAACAUCUGUCUCUGAAGGUCCUUCACCGCUGGUCAGAGAUUCCUGCUGUGGGAUGUAAACUGAUACCUGAACACAUCGAGACCAGGACACUGUACCACAAGGCUCGGCCCGGCAUGGACCAGGGUCAGGUCCAGAUGUGGGUAGACAUGUUUCCCAUGGACUUGCCUCAUCCAGGACCUUCAGCAGAUAUUUCACCUCGAAAACCGAAAGGGUACGAGUUGCGAAUCAUCAUCUGGAACACAGAAGACGUGAUCCUGGAGGAUAGCAACUUCCUGACCGGUCAACAGUCCAGUGACAUCUACAUCAAGGGCUGGUUGAAAGGUUUGGAGGAUGACCGACAGGAGACAGACGUCCACUACAACUCUCUGACUGGAGAAGGAAACUUCAACUGGCGUUUUGUCUUCCCCUUCUUCUAUAUGCCUGCUGAGAAGGUUGUGGUGGUGCAGAAAAGAGAGCACAUUUUCUCCUUGGAUAAAACCGAACAGAAACUCCCUGCCAUCCUCAUCAUGCAGGUCUGGGACUUUGAGACGCUCUCCUCAGACGACUUUCUUGGUACGGUGGAGUUGGACCUGCAUGGUUUCCCUCGGGGGGCAAAGACGGCCAAGGUGUGUAAGCUAGACAUGUUGACAGACGGGACGGAGAAAAUCUCCAUCUUCCAGCAGAAGAGAGCAAGAGGCUGGUGGCCUUUCAGCAAGUCUGGAGAGCUGACGGGGAAAGUGGAGGCAGAGUUCCAUCUUGUGACACAUGAGGAGGCGGAGAAAAAUCCAGUUGGGAAAGCAAGAAAAGAGCCGGAGCCGCUGCCAAAACCAAAUCGUCCAGAUACCUCCUUCUCCUGGUUUGUUAAUCCAUUCAAGUGUUUCUUCCACCUCAUCUGGAAAAACUACAAGAAGUACAUCAUCAUCGGCCUCAUUCUGCUCAUUAUUGCGUCAUUCCUCACUCUGCUCUUCUACACAAUGCCUGGAGCCAUUUCUCAGAAGAUCAUCAGUGGAUAACACGGACAAAAACU